AUGGCGUACCGGCAGGCCUUUCCUCUCUUCGCGCUGACCGGCGGGUCGGCUCUCAUCUCUCUGGGAACUUGCCUGAUUAAGCCCUGCUUGGAUGGUCCUAAUACCGGAUUCCUCUACUCCGCACCACCGGCGACUGAGCCCUCUACUGUCGUCGAAUUCUCCCUGAGUACGCCUUUGGCUCAGAUCAUCCACCAAGUUCCCACCUUUUCAAACUACGUCCGAUCCUCUAAGGACCCCCUCAGCACUCCUCUGCCGACCACUCCCAUCCAUCGAGUCGCUAUUGACGACCUUCGAUGCUUGCCGAGCGAGGCGCCGCUACCAAACUACUUCCUUCCGGAACGCUGCACGAUCUUGCCGCCUGCCAGUGUUAUCAUCUCUGUGUCUUCGCCCUCCUCGCCUUCUCUCGCCGUCACCUUCUGCCUGUGUCUCCUCUGCGCUUGGGCCAUCCUCUCUUUCCGUUCUCGUAUCGCCGCUCUCUGCUCCGAGAUCAUGCUGGCUUUGGCUUUUAGGGGCUAUCUCAUGUUCACUCUCGGAGACGAUGUCAUCGACGACUGGACUGGCACGAAGGGCCCUCGCGUCGUGUCCAAUCACAGCAAGGCAUCGGUCAGAGGGUCCUCCUCUCUAUUGCUGUCCUCGUCAAUGGUACCCGAUUCCGAUGUCAACGGCCAUCGUCCUUCGUCGCUGGUUCACCAUUUGGCCGGCCCUUUCUCUGCUUCGUCAGAGGACGUACCUGGUAUCGUAUCUCGAAACGCUGUGGCAGAAGAUUUCGACGCAACUCCCAAAGGUCGCUUCUCUGUAAUACAUCCUCCGCGCUACGCAACUCAACGGGCCACCGACGGCGAUUGCCGCUAUCAAGCGUACAAGCGAGUCUACAUCGGCGCUGAACGCGACGUUGGGCAAGACAGACGCGACGGCCUCAUUGACGGCUCAGCGCACGUUCCGUACAGGACCACAACAUUCGGGCCGCACGAGAAGGACGAUGGCCCAUCGCUCAAUGAGAGUCGUAUCGCCAGAGUGUCCCGCCCUCCGCUUAUGUUACUCGCGAACAAACUCCCGGCAGGUCUCGGAGCGGAGGAGACGGACCCCUCAUUGAACAUUUCCUCGGUCAUGCCGAGCCGGAGGUCUUCCCUCUCCGUCUCCUUCAGCGACGAGCUGAAGUAUCGCAUCCUGAGUCCCUUGGUCGAAAACGAUGGGGAUCGCUUUGCGUCAAACAGCCUUUCGUCGCCGUUCUUGGUAUCGAUCGCGGCGCAGGAGGAGAAACUACCACCCUUGCCUCGACAACGCUCGACGGAUCUACGCACUGGGCAGAAAUUCCGGGACGCGAGGCGAUCUACGGCAGCCCUGGACGCAAGUCGCUCCGCGGCUUUCCGGUACGCCAGGUACUCGACAACUGCCCCGGACACGGGUCGCUUAACGUCUGUCCGUGACGGCGACCGCUCCAUGUCGCAUCGCCGAUCGCUUGACACUGACGACUGGGAACGCUCGUCAACGUCUUCUCGCGCCAGCAAGCUUUCCUCUCGCAUCAGCAGCCAAUCCUUGUCGCGGUCCUUCGGCCGUCUUUCGCUAGACUCAGAAGGUUGGGAGCGGUCCUCGGUCUCGUCUCGCACCAGCGCUAGUUCUGCUUCCUCUAUGCUCUUGCAAUCCUCGGGUUCGUCUGCGGUCUCGCGUCAAUCUCGUCCGCGCAGGGUUUCUUCGACUUCGACCGGUGGUAGCCCUCGUUCCUCGGCCGGCGGCAGCCCUCGUUCUUAUUCGAGCUCUCGAUACUCUUCCUCUUCGCGCACGUCAAGUCGAGCCUCUUCGCCCUCUGCGUCCGAUACUGAGAGCCUGCGUUCACUCAACGACGAAAGCCUGUUGCCCUAUGCCAACGAGAGUCUGCUGUCCGAUCACGACGAUGACCUGCCUUUCGCCUCGCCUUCGACGCCGACACCGGCGCGCAGCAGGGGUUCGACGAAGCGUUGGCAGCGCCCGGAGGUGGGGUGGCCAAGGGAGGAUCCGAAGGACGAGGAUAUGGAGCCGAUGACCGCUGACGGGCAGUUCAACAUGGCGUGGUGGCAUAAGCGGAAGGAGGUGGAGAAUAGGCCGUCGACGCCGUCUGUGAUCUCGGUGGUGGGAUGAGGUGCAUGCCGACUCGAGUUUUUGCAGCGCGAAGGUUGCCGUUCUCUAAGAGCUUUGCGAUUCGUACCAUGUUUUCCAUCCUUUUGUAUCUGUUUGUAUCGUCAAUGUAAUCUACAAACUCGUCGAACCGAUCAGUAAUAUAUCGUAGUUGCGUAUUCUGCCUGCGUGAACCACUACAAUUUCCAAAACUUCCGCCCCGUCGCUUCAUCAUCCUACUUGUCCUCCUCCACUUCCUGCACGUGUCCUUCCACCGGGUGCUUGUCGUCGUCCUCCCUGCUGCUCUCAAUGGAUUCAGCUUCAUGUCGUCCCCAUAUCGCUCGCCGCCUCGCUUCGCGCGCGUCAAGCCACUGCACGCCGGCGCCAACGACAGUAGUGAGGACGGCCAUGACGAUGAGGGUGACCAUGCCCUUGCGGAACUUAGGCGCGUCGGUAGCGGGGUCUGGGGGGUAGUCAGCAUGGGACACGACACGGUGAGGGUCGAGAGGUAGGGUAGU
Molecule: messenger RNA, 2609 nt
Organism: Schizophyllum commune H4-8
Lineage: Eukaryota; Fungi; Basidiomycota; Agaricomycetes; Agaricales; Schizophyllaceae
Exons: 5
Coding region: 1-2115 (704 amino acids)
Source: RefSeq, a predicted model, not a curated record